This is a messenger RNA of Teleopsis dalmanni, 2051 nucleotides long. It is a transcript of the gene Lim3, whose product is annotated as LIM/homeobox protein Lhx3. Gene Ontology annotation, biological process: neuron differentiation; regulation of transcription by RNA polymerase II. NCBI's taxonomy places the organism in Eukaryota, Metazoa, Arthropoda, Insecta, Diptera, Diopsidae. Gene Ontology annotation, molecular function: RNA polymerase II transcription regulatory region sequence-specific DNA binding; DNA-binding transcription factor activity, RNA polymerase II-specific. Gene Ontology annotation, cellular component: nucleus. The transcript is spliced from 7 exons. The record is from RefSeq and is a predicted model, not a curated record.
UAAUCCAGUAACAUGAUAGUUGUGCUAGCGAAGUUAAAGAAUUAAGUGCUUAAAUCGACUUUAAUUGCAGUAUGGAACUUUUGAAACUAAUGAUGUUCAAAAGCGAUAUCUUGUCCAAUGGCAAAUGUGACGAUCGUGUUCCGCCUAUCAAUUUGAGUCAAUUGCCGGAAUUCCUAUUGUCUACAAUACCAAAAUGUGGAGGAUGUCACGAGCUAAUUUUGGAUCGAUUUAUAUUGAAAGUCCUUGAGCGAACAUGGCAUGCGAAAUGUCUACAAUGCAGCGAGUGUCAUACCCAAUUAAAUGACAAGUGUUUUUCACGUAAUGGUCAACUUUUUUGCAAGGACGACUUUUUUAAACGAUAUGGAACAAAAUGCUCCGCAUGUGAUAUGGGCAUACCGCCAACGCAAGUAGUACGAAGAGCACAAGACAACGUAUAUCACCUGCAAUGUUUCUUGUGUGCGAUGUGCUCCAGAACUCUGAACACUGGUGAUGAAUUUUACUUAAUGGAGGAUAGAAAGCUUGUAUGCAAACGGGAUUAUGAAGAAGCUAAGGCUAAAGGUCUUUAUUUAGAUGGAUCUCUUGACGGUGAUCAGCCGAAUAAGCGACCACGCACAACGAUUACAGCUAAACAAUUAGAAACUCUGAAAACCGCCUACAAUAAUAGCCCAAAACCAGCCCGACAUGUACGUGAGCAGUUAUCCCAAGAUACCGGCUUAGAUAUGCGAGUUGUGCAAGUUUGGUUUCAAAACAGAAGAGCGAAGGAAAAACGACUUAAAAAGGAUGCUGGACGUACACGAUGGAGUCAAUACUUCAGAUCUAUGAAAGGAAGCUGUUCACCUCGUACCGAAAAAUUCCUUGAUAAAGAUGAAUUGAAAGUAGACUAUGAUAGUUUUAGUCAUCAUGACUUAAGUAAUGACAGUUACAGUACAGUUAAUUUAGGAUUAGAGGAGGGUGCAUCACCGCAUAGUAUUCGAGGUGGCUCGUACUUACAUGGUAGUUCCAGCCCACCACAAUACCCAUCCAGUCGCUCUCCACCUCCAGUCGGACAAAAUCACUCAUUUGGUUCAUAUCCAGACAAUAUAGUUUAUACAAAUAUAGAUCACAAUGCCUCUUCGAAUAUGCAUAGUUCCAAGCCACAUCGUUUACAUGGUAGCAGUGCAGUAUCAGACUUAAGUAAUGAUUCUAGCCCAGAACAGGUAUAUCCAGACUUUCCGCCAAGUCCCGAUUCUUGGCUUGGAGACUCAGGGAAUACAUCAAACGCAAAUUCCGCAACGCCUGGGGUACAUUACUGAUACUCGAACAUAUUCUUUAAGUACUUUCAAAUGCAGACAAAAAACUAUUUACUAUCAAAUAAUAACAGUACAGUAACUACUCUUAUCAACUAUACCAACAGUAAUUGUAACAGUAAUAGCAGCAAUAGUAAUAGCAACAACAAUAUCAGCACCGGCAGCGGUACCGUCAACAACCACCAAAUUGAUUACGAGAAGCCACAAGUUGAAGAAUCAUAACACAAUUACAAAUUGAAUAACUUUAAAUAAAUUGAAAUUAUUAAUUCGCAUAAUACGGGUAUUUAAAGAAAACUGAAAUAUCACUUCUUAAACAAAAUAAUUGAUUAGAUCAUCUUCAUUUGAUGAGAUUUCAACUCAUAAUCAUUUAACGGGCGCCAGUGGUCAAUUAUUAUUCUAUGUGUUUUUAUUUAUUGUCAUAUAUGUACAUUCAUCAUUUUAUCUAUAAGAUAUCUGGUAUUCUGCUAGAUGUCUUUAUGGUCUUCAUAAACGAAAUAAUGAUGCAUGCGUUUUACCAACUACCUUGGCUAGGUCAAUUUUAUCUGGAUUGAGCGAUAUGCAAUAACAAGUUAGCCAAUAUGCCUUAGCUAAUGGACUCUAAUAUAACUCGACACUUUCUCAACGUUGAGUCUCUUAGCCCAGAUAAUAUUGUUAAGCCGAUUUCAAGUUAACUGCUUACUAAACACAACUUUUUCAAAAAUUUUAAUGAAGUGCUAAGCUAAUUAUUAUAGCUGAAUACAAUUUCUGUUAAUAUCAAAAGGAAUU